Messenger RNA from Gambusia affinis (western mosquitofish), 3064 nucleotides. It is a transcript of the gene mamdc4, whose product is annotated as MAM domain containing 4. The coding region runs from base 32 to 3064 and encodes 1010 amino acids. Gene Ontology annotation, cellular component: membrane. The record is from RefSeq and is a predicted model, not a curated record. Lineage: Eukaryota; Metazoa; Chordata; Actinopteri; Cyprinodontiformes; Poeciliidae. Gene Ontology annotation, molecular function: protein binding. The transcript is spliced from 23 exons.
UUUCAGACUGAGAUGUGAACGAAGGGAAAAUAUGCUGCGUUUUUGGAGCUCGACCGUCCUGUUGCUGUUGUGUUUGCAGCGCGUUUGUGCUUCGGGGUCUUCACGGUGUGAGACUCUUGAAGGGAAAUGUGACUUUGUCUGUGAUUGUUCCGACUGUAGCGACGAGCAAAACUGUGGGUACUCUGGAAAAUCAUUUGAGUGUGACUUUGAGGAUGAGGGAGUGUGUGGAUGGAAGAUUGAAUCUGUUGGUGAGAAAUACAAAUGGCAGAGAGUUCAGAGCGGGGACGAGCUGCCGGAGAGCGGACCGACUUCGGACUACACCACCGGCACAGCUACAGGCUGGUUCAUGUCAGUGAGUGCAGUGGGGGCAGAGUCUCUUCAGAGUUCAGUUUUAAUCUCUCCGGAGAUAAAGGGCUCUUCGCCAACGUGCCGCCUGCGACUCAGAUACUUCCUGUGGGACUCAGGACUCACGGGUUUAGGUCCAGUUCCUCUGUGGGCUUCAAUCAUCCACCAGGACUCUUCGGAGGCCGUCGUGUGGCGCCCCGAGACCUCCAGCACCCGCAGCUGGAGGGAAGCCACCAUCUUCCUGGGCCGCAUUUCCUCCCCUUUCCGGAUCCAUCUCCACUCGGCGCGCUCGGCGGGACAAAACGGAGACGUAGCCAUAGACCAGCUGGAGUUCCUGGACUGUGCUCUGCCCUCGGGCCCUGCCGGGUCCAGCUGCCCAGCAGGGAUGGUGUCGUGUGGUGGUGGUGGUGGAGGCUGCGUGGAGCAGCGGCAGGUCUGCGACGGUACGGACGACUGCGGUGAUGGCAGCGACGAGGCGCCCUGCGAUGGUUACAACCGCUGUGACUUUGAGGAGGAUCUGUGUGACUGGGACCUGAGAUCGCUUUCCAAACUCAGAUGGAUCAGAACAAAUCAGGAGAACAUCUCCAGAACCGAUCCUUGGAAAGGUCCAGGCAGAGAUCACUCCAACAAUACAGCAUCAGGGUAUUUCCUGUACGUCACGGUUCCUGAUGGCGAUCUCACCAUGGACUGGGCGGCUUUUCAGAGCCCUCGUCUUCAACCAACCAACAGCUCACAUCCAUGUAAGAUGGUCAUGUACACUCAUCAGUUCGGGCCGCGGUCCGGCGGGCUGACGGUGCUGGUGGCGGACCAGCUCAUCUACCCUGUGUGGGAAAGGGGCGGAGCUUUAGGAGACCUGUGGGUGAAGGCGGAGGUGGAGAUAGUGUCUAACCACACCUUCCAGAUUCUCAUCAUGGCAGCCAUCAGAGACCUUGACUAUGGAGGAAUCGCUGUCGACAGCAUCGUGUUGUCCCCUGAAUGCCGCCGGUCAUCUGAAAAUACCACCCUGGAAAAAUUCCCCAAUCCUCCAAAGAAUCCUUGCAUUGAUGAUCCAGAGAAGAUGUGUGAUUUUCAGGCUGACUGCGAUGCUGCAGAGGAUGAAGCCAAAUGUGGGGAUUUCUCCUAUCCUGGAGGCAGCUCAGGCUGGACUGACACCAGCAUUGGGAGUCAAGGUUGGCUGCUGGAUAAAAGUUCAACAACUGGAGCAGAGUUCCUGUAUGUAGCUGAGGCUGCAGGUCAGCAGCUAACCGAAGCCCAGAUUCGGACUCCCCUCCUGGGCCCCACCGGUCCGGCAUGUAACCUGAGCUUUGACUUUGCGCUCACUGGGAGUUUGGAUCACAUCGGUGAGAUUUCUGUCAGAGUGAUCGACAGCUUGUUGGGAGUGAGGCCUAAGCUGUGGGACUUCAGUGGGAAAACAGGAGCAGGGGGCGAGGAGGAGACCUGGCAACACGUUGACGUUCCUAUAGGAGUCAGGAAACAUCGCUUCCAGUUAGCAUUUGAAGCUCGCGCUGUGAGCGUUCAGCCUUUUCCUUGGAUCAAAGUGAGGAACGUUCACUUCACCAGCUGCCACGCCGACUACAUUCCAUCUUUACCGACAGGGGUGUCGUGUAUCUUUGAGGACGGACUGUGCGCUUGGUAUCAGGACAACAGUGACAACUUUGACUGGUCUGUGGUUACUGGGAUGGAUCACAGCAUCGGAGUAGGGACGAGCCUCGUUGUGGACAUGUGGAGUCCUUCGCUACGCGGAGCGUUUGGACGCUUGCUCUCAUUCCCACAGCAGCCCACUCCCACAGAGAGCUGCCUGACCUUCUACUACAAACUCUACGGGCCGAACGCAGGUGCUCUGAACGUGAAGCUGACCGACGGCCUCGGAUAUGAGAUUUUACUGUGGACCCGCAGCGGCGCUCACGGCAACGAGUGGCACGAAGCGCACUGCCCAGUACCGCAGCAAAACUCAAACUUUCAGUUGAUGUUCGAAGCAGUUCGGUCCGGUUUCGACGGCCAGGUUGCCAUCGACGAUGUGGCGUUUCUGGACGGCCCGUGUGCCAUGCCCAGGAAAUGCUCCUUUGAAGGCCAGAAGUGUGGUUACAGCAGUUACGGCGCCAUAAACUGGCUCCACAGAAACGGACACACCACUACGACGAACGGACCCAGAACAGACCACACCCUGGGGACCGAGCUAGGUUACUACAUGAUGGUCAACACAGACGCAGACAUUCUGCCACCAGGUAGCGCCGCUGUCCUCAUCUCCCCCGUCCAACAAGGAACCACCAGACCCGAAUGUGUCGGUUUCUGGUAUCAUAUGACAGGAGGGAACCCAGCCUUCUUUACGGUGUACGUCAAACCCCAGAAGGGAGAGAGAGUCCCGAUCUUCUCUGAGAACCUGAACGAGGGAGACGACUGGCGUCACGUCAACAGCAACAUCUCCGUUGGACUUGUGCCGUGGCAGUUGGAGUUUGAGGUCGUCGGAUCAGGAAGUCGAGGUUCCCACGUUGCUGUUGAUGACAUCACAGUCUCGGCUCAUCCAUGUGGAGAUCAAGGGUCCAAGUGCAGUUUGGAGAAUGGGAUGUGCAGCUGGAUCAACAUUCAGGACAGAGAACGGGAGAAGCUGGACUGGGAGCUGACCAGUCCGGAGAAGGAAAAGCAUUAUCCAGUCCCACCUGAAGACCACACACUGGGAACAGAGAAAGGUCAGAGAGGAAGACAGCAACACUGGAGCUGA